Fibroporia radiculosa is the source of this 4047-nucleotide messenger RNA. RefSeq lists its product as uncharacterized. The record is from RefSeq and is a predicted model, not a curated record. NCBI's taxonomy places the organism in Eukaryota, Fungi, Basidiomycota, Agaricomycetes, Polyporales, Fibroporiaceae. The coding region runs from base 1 to 4047 and encodes 1348 amino acids. The transcript has 4 exons.
AUGGCUGCUGUUCUGUCUCGUUCCCCUGCCGACCUAUCCUCCAGUCCGCCCUCGAGCUCUCGGGACCCUCCUCAGAGGCUGUCGAAAAAGUCGUCUUUCCUGUCGCUCCGACGAGAUAGGAAAUCUAUCUCGUCCAUUGAUGCACCCAUCAUUGCACCGUCGCCCGCUCUUGGUCAGUCUUCCCGUCCUAAUGACAGAUCUUCCACGUCUCCGUCCGCAUACCAUGCUCUUCAUGAAUCGCCAGCACCAUCGGCUCCUCGCAGGUCGAGUUCCAGAGUUCGUGCGCAUGGCCGAAAGGCUUCCAAGAGUGUCAGCUCAACCCACGAACAACCGUCGUCUUCGAAUUGUGCAAGCCGAGGCAAGGAACGACAACAUCGCAACAGAGAGGGGCUACACGAUACCGUCGAGCAUGGUUCACAGCCAUUUCCUACUAUGGGCCACGAGAAGACGUUGUCCGGCAGCAGCCACACAACGACACGCUCUAGGCGCCGCUCGCACACAGGGCGAUCCAAAACCCAUGGCUCUUCGACGCCUCCCCAUAACAGACCUUUCAAUAUUUCGCUCUUGGAUUCGGCUUCGUCGGUAUUGAGUCAUUACGAAGAUACCCCUCGGACUCCGGUAGACGAGCUUUCUUUUCGCGAGCCGGUUUUUUCUAUGCCUGUUGUGGUCGCUGCGCCCGUGUCAGGAGUCGAGAUGAUGGACGCUUUGGUUGAUGGCAUGAAUCAUCGCUACGGCUCUGACGAUCACUUCAUGGGCAUGGGCGGCAUAUCCGGCAGGAUGAAGGUCUCAAAGUCUGGUUAUCACCCUCUUUACCAUCCUCCAUUGCCCACUCCCCCUCCUGGUGUGGUGCUUGGGAAGGUCAGCCAGCGUCAGCAGCCUCCUCAAUCGCGUGAGUCGGAUGAAGAUGAUGACAAAACACAGGUCGUAGUGCCCCGGUGGUCGGAGCACAAGAGGCGCAACACUGGAUCUUCUCGCAAGGCAUCCACCAAUUUCAAUAGUCCUUCGCCAUCACGUCCUCCUAGCAGUCAUUCUGUGGACACACAAGUCGGGUCUUCAAGACAUGUGGCGCCGUCCAUUUCGGAGAUCAUACGCGCGCAUGCACCUCCGUCUCAACAAGUACGUUCUCGAAAAUCUUCGCUCGCACAUAGUGCGGGUCAUGGAACCCUACAUGAGCACGUAGAGCCAGCACUUUCUCCGCCUGAGGAAGAAGGAGAUUUGAUUUCUCGAUCCUCUGUGGACACGAUUGCAGAGGAGGUUCAGCGAACGAUCCGAAACCAAAACAGAUCGUCUGUAUCCCCGCGGCCACUUCAUCUUUCGCGUUCUUUCCAGCGGACCCCUUCCGCGCUGUCUGAAUCAACACGAACAUUGUCCUCUCCUCGUUCCGAAGGCCGUCGCGAGUCAUCGCUGUUCUCCUACUCUACGCAGUCAGAUCACCCACAUCUUCCUGCAGCUGACUUUGCGGGCCUCACAAAACUACCUACCAGUUCACCUUCUCAAACGAUCGCUCAGUAUCUCCGCUCCGCCCGAUUGACAACUCUCCUUUCUCUUGUUCGCUCUCCACACGCUUCACGAGAACAUCCACUGACUGUCAGCUUGUCUGACCUGGGCAGUCCCCAUGGGUUUCCACUGGUUGUUUUCCUUGGGCUAGGUUGCGUGCGACACAUUAUGGGCUUAUACGACGAAAUGGCCGAAUGCCUUGGUCUGAGGCUUAUCACUAUUGAUCGGUGGGGACUUGGGCGCACAGACAUUCCGCGUUCAAAAGCAGCUAGAGGAAUUCUAGAGUGGACUUCUGUCGUGGAGGAAGUACUCGACCAGCUUCACAUCGACCAAUGCAGUGUGAUGGCCCAUUCUGCAGGCGCACCCUAUGCGCUUGCAUUCGCCAACAGAUUUCCAGAGCGCAUACGAGGGGAUGUUUGCUUGCUUGCUCCUUGGGUGGGAGGUGGUGAAGGAGCUGGCUACAAGUGGUUGAAAUAUGUUCCUAAUGGCAUUCUGAAGACCGCACAAGCUGCAGAAUGGAAGGUGCAAGCGUGGAUGAUCGGUAAACCUCCUACGUUUGCUUUCGAAGGGAUCGGUUACGAUGCUACAACCUCAUCUGCGUCAUCUGUUACGCACGGUUCCAACGUGACAUCGCCUCACGCGUCCUCGAAAUCGCCGCCCACAUCCACCCGAACGUCCACACAUCUUCUAAGGGUGGACGAAGUUCAGCCUCGCCCAAGCAUGUCCUCCGGUGUUUUCAGCGAAUAUGACGAUCUACGUGACUUUGAAGGCCGGUUCGAGAGCAUGAGCACAUUGGAACGCAAAAGUUCCGGAUCGGAUCACGAUCGCACCGUUACAAUCACCAAGGUCGCUACACGCAAACCUUCACGAGGCUUCCUUGGGCGGCUGAAAAGUGGUCAUACAUGUCAGCCCCAGCUGCCACCUGAAGAGAAGUCUACGCUUCCCCGCACCGGGAAGAAGCUGAAGGUUCUGCGUUCGAUGGGCUCCUUGAAGGGUCGUUCCAAACUUCCACCGGUAGAGGUACCUGCACGCCCCCCAGAAGUUCCACGUUUACCUGCGUCGAUGGGCCCGGAUAUUGGUUUAGGUCUCGAUCACCUCGACUUCACAGACACUGUAAGGAUCAAGUCAUCUUCGACGCCCCCCUUUUGUAGUGAUUCAGGAGCAAUGAAGGGCAAGGAGACGUCCCUGGAGACUGCAGACGAACAGCUGUUCUCCACUCGUGCGCACGGACGGCGAUCCAUAUCGUUAGUGGCUCCUGAGCGACCGCGUCUAUCAGAUCCAACCCCACCCAAUAGUCCACUACCUGACGAUUCGUCACCGGCCAAUUUCCAGGCAGCACUCGGCAAUGCUCUUCUGGCUGCUUCUCAUGCGGAAUCAUCUAAAGGGACCCAUCGGGAUUUACUCCAGAUCUUGAACCAUGAUCGACAGCCAUGGGGCUUCUCAUAUAUAGCAUACCCUCACACUGUACGUGUAUGGUAUGGGGACAGGGACGAACGGAUUGCAGAGAAUGCGGUACGAUGGAUGGAAAACACUAUGGGACCCGAUAAAUGCCGUGUACAAGUUGUCCCAGGUGCUGAUCAUGCGCUCAUGUAUAGAAGUGGAGUAGUUGUAGACGUGCUCGAGAAGGUCUGCGAGUUUUGGCGCGAAUACUUGGGUUCUAUGCCUUCAGCGUCGGUCCGCGAACGCUGUCUUCGUGCGCAAACCAGAACCGUCGAGACGAUCGCGAGAACCGCAAGAAAGGCGAUGGUAGAAGAGAGUGCUACAGCGAGGGCGACAUGGGAGGAAAUAUCUGACGACGUAAACAGUGAGGACGAAGGCAGAGCCGAUGUUGAUGUAGUCGUGUGUACCGUGCCUGAUGAGUACGAGGCUUGUAAAGGAGACGAUGUAGAGCCGGACUGCGACGACGCGGAUGUGGAGAAUGUCCAUGCAGCUGUAGAAGACCCUAUUCGCGAAGUCGUCAUUGUUUGCGACGGCACUGAAGCAGAAGCAGAAGUAGAGGAGGAUGUGGAGAAGGCAGGCGUCGACAUGGUUGAAGUAGGGGCUGGCGAUAAAUUCGGAGAUCCUGGUGCUGCGAGCGACGGCGAGAAAAGGGGCGAAUUCGAGAUAUUUUCAGCUGAAACUGUCGACACACUGGAAAAUUUCUUCAACGUGGUCGCUGCGGAGGGCAAUGAUCGCGAAAACGCCGAAGUCCUAGCUGUAGUGCUGCCGAAACCUGUUGAUAUGGACCCCGUCCUAGUAACGAGACUGGGCAACGAAGUGUUUGGACUGCCAGAGAAUGAAGUGCCGCGCGAAUUGCCCGCAAUUAAAGUUGACGUUCUAGGGGAGCGAGAAGCAAAAGAGGAAGAACCCGAGUCACUAGCUGAGAUUGGUGAGGAGAUUUCGGAUGAAGUACUCGCAAAUGUGGAAAUUGCGCCUGCGCUAUUGCUCCUCCGAAUGCUCGAAAUCCUAGGAAGGGAGGAUGUCGGAGAAAGGGCCCAAGGUAUGAUAGGCGUGGCGGCAGACAAGUACGUGGAAAGCGUGGUGGAGGCAAUUGGCCAUGGUAAUGGGUAA